Molecule: messenger RNA, 726 nt
Organism: Ipomoea nil (Japanese morning glory)
Lineage: Eukaryota; Viridiplantae; Streptophyta; Magnoliopsida; Solanales; Convolvulaceae
Product: protein DOG1-like 4
Exons: 1
Coding region: 1-726 (241 amino acids)
Biological process (GO): DNA-templated transcription
Molecular function (GO): sequence-specific DNA binding
Source: RefSeq, a predicted model, not a curated record
AUGUCUUCUUCUUCCAUUGUUGGAGAAGACUUCACUGCGUUCUACCACGGCUGGCUGAUGAAUCAGGACGCCAUCUUUGAGCAGCUUGAGUCCUUCUUGGCGGCGGCGGCGGCGGCGGAUGAUGAUCGUGAACAAUGCGGUGGGUUGGUGGGUCGGGUUUUAGCCCAUUACCAGGAAUACUACGCGGAGAAGACGAAAGCGGCGGAAGAGGAUGUUUUCGUGUUUUUCGCGUCGCCGUGGAUGAGCCGGCUGGAGCAGUCGUUCCUCUGGCUCUCCGGCUUCAAGCCGUCAAUGCUGUUCUGGGUGGUGGAGAGCUCAAUGGAAGGGGCGUUGUCGGAGGAGCAGCGGUGCAAGGUGGGAAUGCUGAGGGCGGAGACGGCGAGGGUGGAGAACGCGAUUUCUAAGGCCAUGGCGUCGGCUCAGGAGACGGUGGCGGCUCCGCCGAUUUUGGGGCUGUUGAAGAGAGCGGAGGAGCUGGUUGACGGCGAGGUGUCGGAGCUCGACGCCGUCAUGGGAGAUUUGAAGCAGUCAAUGGGGAGACUGAUGGGAAACGCCGACGCGCUUCGCGGCUCCACUGCGUCCAAAAUUCUGGAGAUUUUGAACCCCAAACAGGCUGUCAAGUUCCUGACGGCGGUGAUGAGGUUUCAACGCGAGGCCAGAAGGUGGGGUUUGUACAAUGAUUCUCAGCGUGAGGCCACGUCAACAUUAACGAAUAAUUUAUUUUGA